Prunus armeniaca (apricot) is the source of this 459-nucleotide messenger RNA. The record is from the annotation of a GenBank genome assembly. NCBI's taxonomy places the organism in Eukaryota, Viridiplantae, Streptophyta, Magnoliopsida, Rosales, Rosaceae.
AUGUCUCCCCAUCUCCCUGCAGAUGAUGAACCUGUGGAAAGUUCUUGGAGGAACCAUAAGAAGUUGGGGCAUCUGAUCAGCCAGUCGGGGUCUAGUGAUAGUGGAAUGCCGUCAACUCCUGUUAAAACCCUAAACCAGAAGAUAAAUCUGUUAUCUAGACACACACCCAACAGUUCAUUCCCCGUUUUGACAGAUAAAGAUCAAGAGAUGCUUCAAGAUGUGAGUAAGAGCAACUUGAGGCUCAGGAUGAGUAAGAGUCAGAAUUAUGCCUCAAGAAAUGCCAUGUUAAGCAAACAACAUAGGCUGAGUAAGAGCAGCCGAGACUGCCUAUCAAGUAAAACUAGAAAAGAUCCGUUUCCUAUAUGGAGUCUGCUAUCUAGGCCGAUAGACUUUGAUAACGAUCGGAUCAAACUCUUGGAUGUCAUUGAUGGAGUUGACACAACCAAAGGUUCUAAUUAG